Molecule: messenger RNA, 2382 nt
Organism: Coffea eugenioides
Lineage: Eukaryota; Viridiplantae; Streptophyta; Magnoliopsida; Gentianales; Rubiaceae
Exons: 4
Coding region: 1-2382 (793 amino acids)
Biological process (GO): cell surface receptor signaling pathway
Molecular function (GO): protein binding
Source: RefSeq, a predicted model, not a curated record
AUGGCGGACAUCGUUAAACAAAUCCUAGCAAAACCAAUACAGUUGGCGGACCAGGUGACGAAAUCCGCGGAUGAUACCAGCUCUUUCAGGCAAGAAUGUUUGGAGAUCAAGAACAAGACGGAGAAGCUGGCGGGGCUGCUGAGGCAGGCUGCCCGUGCCAGCAGCGAAUUGUACGAACGCCCCACCCGCCGCAUCAUUUAUGAGACGGAGCAAGUCCUCGACAAGGCCCUCACCCUCAUAUUCAAGUGCAGGGCCAAUGGCUUGAAACGGGUCUUCACCAUCAUUCCCGCCGCGGCUUUCAGAAAAAUCUCCCAACAACUCGAGAAUUCUAUGGGGGACGUGUCAUGGCUCCUCCGGGUAUCCACCCCGGCGGAUGAUCGUGAUGACGAAUAUCUCGGGCUUCCUCCGAUUGCUGCAAAUGAGCCCAUCCUGUGCUUGAUAUGGGAGCAGAUUGCCAUCCUGUGCUCUGGUACCCUGGAAGAACGCGCGGACGCGGCUACGUCUCUGGUUUCCUUGGCCCGGGAUAACGAUCGAUAUGGGAGGCUGAUCAUAGAGGAAGGUGGGGUUGCACCGUUGCUGAAGCUGGCUAAGGAAGGUCGAAUGGAGGGACAGGAGAAUGCGGCAAGGGCCAUUGGACUUCUGGGCCGUGAUCCCGAAAGCGUCGAACAGAUUGUGAAUGCGGGUGUUUCUUCGGUGUUUGCUAAAAUCCUCAAGGAGGGUCACAUGAAGGUCCAAGUCAUGGUGGCUUGGGCUAUCUCGGAGCUGGCCGCAAAUCACCCAGAUUGUCAAGAUCAUUUUGCUCAGAACAAUAUUAUUCGGCUGCUGGUCAGUCAUCUUGCGUUUGAGACCAUUCAAGAGCACAGCAAGUAUGCCAUUACCAGCAAACAAGCCAUGUCCAUUCACACCGUCGUAAUGGCCAAUUCUAGCUCCAAUAACGCCAUCCAAAUCCACCGCAAUAAUAAUAAUAAUAUCAAUAUGAAGGGACCUGCUAGUGCUACAGCUGAUGAUGAAUAUCUUCACGGUCAAAUAUCACAUCCGCUAGGAAGUGACACGCCCAGCCAAAUGCAUAAUGUGAUUACCAACACUAUGGCCAUGAAAUCCACUGCAUUUCCCAAAACCCAGCAAGCACAGGAUAACAAUGCCGUGAUCAAUCACAACAAUAACGUAAAGCACCAGAGUAACCAACAACAUCAGCAUCAACACCACCCUCAAGCCCGCCACGUUGCAUUAGCUGGAUCCAGCAUCAAGGGGAGGGAGUUAGAGGAUCCUGCUACUAAGGCAGCAAUGAAAGCAAUGUCUGCCAGAGCUCUUUGGCAUCUCUGUACGGGAAACAUUAGCGUCUGUCGAAGUAUUACAGAAUCCAGAGCCCUCUUAUGCUUUGCAGUUUUGUUAGAGAAAGGUCCUGAUGAAGUUCAGUAUAAUUCAGCGAUGGCACUGAUGGAGAUCACGACAGUAGCCGAGGAAAAUGCGGACUUGAGACGCUCGGCUUUCAAACCUACUGCUCCGGCUGCGAGAGCAGUUAUAGACCAAUUUCUGAGAAUCAUUGAGAAAGAAGACCAAGACCUCCUCAUCCCCAGCCUCAAAUCUAUUGGGAAUUUGGCCAGGACAUUCCGGGCUACAGAAACUAGAAUCAUCGGGCCACUGGUACGGCUUCUUGAUGACAGGGAACCCGAGAUCAUUUGUGAGGCGGCAAUUGCCCUAACCAAGUUUGCUUGCACUGACAAUUUCCUGCAUGUGAAUCACUGCAAGGCAAUUAUUGAGGCUGGAGGGGCGAAGCACCUCAUCCCCUUGAUUUAUUUUGGUGAACAAAUGGUUCAGAUACCUUCACUCAUUCUCCUGUGCUACAUUGCGAUGCAUGUCCCCGAAAACAAAGAAUUGGCCCAACAAGAUGUGCUCAUCGUCUUGGAGUGGGCUACAAAGCAGGAGGCCUUGAUGCACGACCCUACAGUCCAACAUCUAGUAGGGGAAGGGAUUGAAAACAAGUCAAUUCAAGAAAAUGGUUCGGAUAAAGCAACUGAGUUGGGGUUUACCUGCUUUUUCUCAUGCAUUGGUUGCUUCUGUCUCCAACUUUCUCUUUGGAUAUCACAUCGGAGUGAUGAAUGGUCCUAUUGUAUCUAUUGUGAACUUGGUUCUGAAGGAAAUUCCUUUCUCCAGGAACUUGUCGUUAGUACAUUUAUUGGUGGUGCAUUUAUCGGAAGCAUAAGGUCUGGUCUUCUUGUGGAUAAAGUUGGUUUUCAAGUAGACAGAAUACCUCUUGUUCUUGGUGCAAUCAUCAGUUUAUGCAGGUUUCAGCAGAUUUUCCUUGAUUGCAGCAAAGAUUUGCUUAUUACUUUACAGCUGAAACUAAAGGCUGAUCUCUUGAAGAAAUCAGGUUGUCAUUAA